This is a messenger RNA of Penaeus indicus, 2503 nucleotides long. Its product is annotated as alpha-(1,3)-fucosyltransferase C-like. The transcript has 9 exons. Gene Ontology annotation, molecular function: fucosyltransferase activity. Bases 118 to 1440 code for a protein of 440 amino acids. Gene Ontology annotation, cellular component: membrane. Lineage: Eukaryota; Metazoa; Arthropoda; Malacostraca; Decapoda; Penaeidae. The record is from RefSeq and is a predicted model, not a curated record.
UGAGACGGUGGAGGAAAGAAUAAUUGGUUUAUUGAGCGAGAGAGAGAGGUUAAAGUUACGUUUUUUCAUCGGUUUUAAGCAAAAUUUUGGUGAAUCGAGGAAGAUUUUGCGAACAAAAUGGCGGCCAGCGCGAGGAAGGUCAUCCUCGCCGUGGUCGUCUGCCUUGGAAUGGUCGCCGAAAUUUCGCUCCACGCUCCCCGCGGAAUCACCUGGUCAGCACCCCGCUACGAAAUGGCCCCCAGACCGACCCAACUUCUAACACACCAACAGUAUCUCCUUGACGAAAACCCGACGAUACAUGACGUCAAUAUAACAUUACAGGAAGAGAUACCAGAUGACCUCAAGAUAGAGCCAGCGCACGGUGAAGAUACCACGUCACUGAAGAAAAUAUUGGUCUGGAAUGAUAUGUACGGCAAAUUCCACUACGGCUUCGGGCUGGGCAGAGAGCCCUUCGUGAGAGCCGGCUGUCGGGUUGACAGGUGCUUCGUGACAGCCGACAGAAGGCGGUUUUCUGUCGGGGAGUUGGAUGCCCUCGUGUGGCACUUCAGGAGCAACGAUUUGUCUCUCCCGGAAGUUCGGUCGCCUCACACAAGAUACGUGUUCCGGAUGCAAGAGUCUCCCGCCUAUCUCUACUCUUCCGUCCAGCCUUAUAAUGGAAUAUUCAACUGGACUUUUACCUACCGCCUGGACUCCGAUUUCCCCAGCCCUCAUGGCUUCGUCCUGAACAGAAGCCCACAGCCCAUAGACGCAGUUUCAGUGACCAAGAACAAGACGAAAUUAAUUGCCUGGUUCGUGUCCAACUGCCAUUCUGAAAGCGGUAGGGAGAGCCUGGCCCGUACCCUGCAGCAGUUCGUGGACAUCGAUACCUACGGCAGAUGCGGGCCGCUCGAAUGCCGUCGGUCGCGCCAGAACGAGUGCUACGCCAUGUUAGAACAGGACUACAAGUUCUAUCUAGCCUUUGAGAACUCCCUGUGUUCGGAUUACGUCACGGAGAAGUUCUUCAGUGUCUUACAAUACUAUGUGGUGCCCGUCGUCUGGGGAUCAGCUGACUACAUAAAACAGGGUCCUCGGCAUUCCUAUGUUGAUGCUCGGGACUUCGCUGAUGUUGAGUCCUUGGCUCGGUAUCUCAAGUACCUCGAUGCCAAUGACACGGCCUAUAUGGAGUAUUUCAGUUGGAAAUCAGACCAACAACUGGCGACAGGUUGGUCCGCAUCCGCCAGGCCCUGGUGCGACUUAUGCGAACGCUUGCACUCGGAUCCGGCGCCAAAAUACUACGACGAUCUUCAGGCCUGGUUUGUGAAUGGCUCAGCGUGCGAGUCGCCCCUGUCACGUGACCUCGCUCGAUUCAUUCAUGGAGAGACGGUGACACAGCGACGAGAUGGGGAGGAGGAGGUGGUGGAAGGAGGAGGAGGAAGAAGAAGAGGAAGAGAAAGAAGAUGAAGAUGAAGAUGAAGAAGUAAAGGAGGAGGAGGAAGAAGAAGAAGAAGAAUUUGCAGAUAGAUAUAUAGGUGUUGUUGUUUUUUAGACCGACGAGGUAAAAUAGAUAGGGAUAGAUGGAUAGAUAGGGGUUGGUUUUUUUGAGGGCGAGGAAGAUGAUUGAUGAGAAGAAAGUCACAGACUGAUAGAUAUGGAUAGAUAGAUAGAUGGGUGUUGUAGAUGUUUGUAUAUGGAUAGGUCUGCAUGUAAUGAAGUAUCAACAGAUAUAUCAAUGGAUUUAGUGUGUGUGUGUAUGUGUGCGCGCGUGCGUGCUUACGUGUGUGUGCAUCGUUCCGUAUGCACUGAAACAAAUAUAGAAAAUGUCUGAAUGGGACUGAAUAUCUUCACAGAGCAAGAGACGUACUUGUCCUGUUUCGAAUAUCUCUCUGUCAGAAUUAUGUGUGUGUAUUCCUAGCGAAGAUGUACUCGAAACCGGCCAUGUACAUCUUUUGUUCUGUGAAGAUAUUCAGUACCAUUCAGACAUUUUCUACGUGUAUCGUGUAUCUAUAUGUAUAUGUACACACACACACACACACACACACACACACACACACACACACACACACACACACACACACACACACACACACAUACACUCACACACAGAAAUAAGACUUGUAGUCAUCUGUAAACUAAACUAAUCUUCUAUUUAGCAUUUUUUUUAUUUGAUUAUGUAUAUGUAGGCCUAAGUGUUUUUUUAACCAGUCAUAUCAUUAAUGAGGAACAUAUGCAUUAGUUGUACGCUUACGUUUUACACUUAGGAGUAUUUUCUGUAAUAUGUAAAGCGUUAAGAUUUAUUUACGUGCAAUUCAGCAGUUAUUACUCGUCAAUAAAUAAGAAUAAUGAUAACAUUCAAAUAAAUGAAUAAAUGGGAAAAUAGAAAUAAAAAUGAAAAUAGAUAUAAAAUGAAGAGCAUAUGUCUAAAGAGAAAAAAAAGAAGAAUCUCAAAUGAAAUAUCGAAAAUAAGAUGUAAGACAAAUUUUGGUGCUUUUUUUCCUUCCUUGAGAUUAAGACAAAAAAAAAAGAA